AUGGCCUCCGGAGCGGGUGGAGGGGACUGCGAGAAGGGUCUGCAGAGGAAAAGGUUUAAGAGAUCACAGGCGCACGGUGUGGGCGCGGAGAAAACAGCAGUCAGCCUCACUCCCCUUCUCACCCAAAUCAUCCAAGUUCUCACCCAUCCUGAAGUUUUCAGGCUCAGGACGAACAAAGGAAAGGUAGACGCCGUGCCUCACCUCCCCAGACACAGCCCUGCUGCUCGCUCAGACCUCAGCCACAUCGGGGAAGGCAGCAGGUGUCUCUCUUCUUCGUCGCUCCCAUCAAAACAGGAGACUCGCCUGACCUCCGGCUCCCACCUGGGCAUUGUGGAGGUGGGAGGGCCACCUGCCGGCUGCCAUUCUGGGGCCCUGCUGCACGUGGGAGGCUGUUCGGGGCUGGGGCACCCCGAGGGGGUUUCGCCAGCCUGGAGGCAGCCAUGCAGUAUCCUUGUCGCUGAGGAGCCCAGCCAGCUGGGGCCCUCACGGGGCCAAACAAUGACCACGUCAGAGGACCAGAGCCCGGCCCAGCCUGGAGGGACGAACGAGCAGAGGGUGAUGUUGGACUCAGUGACACACAGUACCUUCCUGCCCAACACGUCCUUCUGCGACCCCCUGAUGUCGUGGACUGACCUAUUCAGCAAUGAAGAGUAUUACCCUGCCUUUGAGCAUCAGACAGCUUGCGACUCCUACUGGACGUCCGUCCACCCCGAGUACUGGACGAAGCGCCACGUCUGGGAAUGGCUCCAGUUCUGCUGCGACCAGUACAAGCUGGACGCCAACUGCAUCUCUUUCUGCCAUUUCAACAUCAGUGGCCUACAGCUGUGUGGCAUGACACAGGAGGAGUUCAUGGAGGCUGCCGGCGUCUGCGGGGAGUAUCUAUACUUUAUCCUCCAGAGCAUCCGCUCACAAGGUUACUCCUUUUUUAAUGAUCCUGAUGAGACCAAGGCCACCCUCAAAGACUAUGCUGAUUCCAGUUGCUUGAAAACAGGUGGCAUCAAAAGUCAAGACUGUCACAGUCAUAGUCGAACAAGCCUCCAGAGUUCUCAUCUAUGGGAAUUUGUGCGAGAUCUGCUUCUAUCUCCUGAGGAAAACUGUGGCAUUCUGGAAUGGGAAGAUAGGGAACAAGGUAUUUUUCGGGUGGUUAAAUCAGAAGCCCUGGCGAAGAUGUGGGGACAAAGGAAGAAAAAUGACAGAAUGACAUAUGAAAAGCUGAGCAGAGCUCUGAGGUACUACUAUAAAACUGGAAUUUUGGAACGGGUUGACCGAAGAUUAGUGUACAAAUUUGGAAAAAACGCACAUGGGUGGCAGGAAGACAAGCUAUGA
Rangifer tarandus platyrhynchus (Svalbard reindeer) is the source of this 1326-nucleotide messenger RNA. NCBI's taxonomy places the organism in Eukaryota, Metazoa, Chordata, Mammalia, Artiodactyla, Cervidae. The record is from the annotation of a GenBank genome assembly.